CAUUACGCAACCUCGCGGAGGUGCAUUAUGGGUGUUGGAGUUUUAUCACCUGGAUUUAUCAAUGCAAACUAAUCCACCUGGUUUGUGUUUGGAACUACAACCCCAAACUGGAACGGAAGUGAUGUCAUUUAAAAGGUCAGAGUUCAUUUUGGUGUCAACACAUGUGCGUCCGUCGUAUAGCCAUGCGUUUUUUGAGGUAGAAAACUUAUUUUUUUUAGCAGUUUGUGGUUAUUUGUGAACUUUAAAAAAUGCCCAGAGACAUAUCAUCUUCAUCGAGUGAAGAUGAAGAGGACACUAAUACUACAGGAUCACCUGUAAUGCAAAAAGAAACCGAGAAGAAGAUCACCAGGUACCAGUGUCCUGCUGACUUUGUGUCUUUCAGCCAUAAGCCCUGCAGCAGCACUCUCACCCGGAGUCUGAAGAACAACAAGAAUGAGUUGUGGCUCAUUAAAGCUCCUGCCAGCUUUAACCCAAAAUGUUUCAGUGGCAUCAAGGUGCCCCUCUCAGGUCUCCAGACCCUGAAGGUUCCUACCGCUGCUGGCGGAGCCAAGACCAGGAGUGGCCAGCAGAUCUACAGCAUCCUGGGGUCCUCCCACGGUACCUCAGAGCUCCGCCUGCUCACCAGCAACAAGCAGUCGUCAGACGGCGUGGUUUUUGGCCCCUCGUUUUCAGGCCUGCUAAAUGUGUGUGAGAGCUAUGGAGACAGCAGCACCAACCAGGCCCCUCAGGUCAUCCCCGCAGCUCCAGCACCCUCCAUACCGCCGGGGCUGAAGCAGAGGUUCCACCCGUUCGGCAGUAAGACGCCCACGUUGACCUGCGUGGCAGAGAGCGAGGCGGACGGAGCCGCCUUCGGGCCCUCGUCUGCAACUCUCCGUCCCCUGGUAGUCAAACGAUUCGUUGGAGAAACAUGGCAGCAGAAAGAAGAGGAGGAGGAGGAAGAGGAAGGGAGGAAAAAGAAGAAGAAGAAAAAGAAAGAUAAGCAAAUAAAGACAGAGCGUGUAGAGGAGGAGGCGGAGGUGAAAAUAGAACCUGUAGCUGAAAUUCAGGACGAAGUGAUGACAGCGCUCCCCUUCCAGGAGGGCGACGUUCCAGAGGAGAAGAGGAAAAAGAAGAAGAAGAAGAAGGACAGGGAGCGAGAGGAGGUGGAGGAGGGCGUGGAGCCCAGUGUGACGGUGAAGGUGGAAGAGGUGAAAUGUGAACCAAUAGACUCUUCGUAUGGUGACGUAGCGGAGGGAUCGGGAAAGAAGAAGAAAAAGAAGAAGAAAAGUAAAACUGAUGACGACUAGUCUGUCGUCACUUUGUUGUUUGAUGUUUACUUUCUAGUUUUGACCUUCUGAACCCGCCUGGGAGCCAUUUUACUACUAAUUUACUCCAGCGUAUUGAUUGAUUGCAUAAUGCGAGGCCUGCUUUGGCAGGACAUCACAUUCAGAACAAGGAACACAUCCUGAAUCAAUUGAACAGCGACACGAAUUAUAAAGUGGAUUCACCCGAACGUCUUUAAGGCCAAUGUUCCUCUCAGUUUGAGCUCCGAAAGUGACGGUUUUACACACAAAGAAUGUGUGCAGCCGCAGCAUCUAUGAGAACUUGGGUAAUAAGAGGGGGAACUUGUGAGUUUUUCUGCCAGUGUCUGUCAAGUUGUGGUAGAUUUGAUGGGAUUAUGCUUACACACUGUGUUCGUGUACAUACUCACACGACCGGGCUGGUAACGUCGCUGGUUUGGCUGCAGGUUCAGAAAACCUGAGAUGGUAUAACGACAGAUUAAUCGUUCACUGUCACGUCAUGUUUUUUUUUUUUUUAAGGAUCUGAGUCACAUGUAUUGGAGAACACAUGUUUCAAAAUAAACUCCAAAAGUGAUUAAAGGACAUUAAAUGAAAAAAACAUGUUUGUGUUUUUGUCCUGCAUGUCUUCCAACACUUUCCCGCCAAUGCCUCGAUAGAGCAGUGAUUUCAUCCAGGAGGAAUGAUGCUCGAACUUGUGUUGUAACUCUGACUAUCUCUGACCCAAUGAAUUGUGCAACAAUAAGAAAGUGCCCAAUUUACAGAUUUGUUGUUUUCUAAUGAUCUGAAGUUUUUGGUGCGAGUCGUGCAUUUAUGAAACUAAUAGUUUGUUCAACGGACAGACAUUUCAGUUUAACAAAAAUGAUUUUACGAAUGAACAGUGAGGAGUAGUAUAUUUUGAAAUGAAGUUGCUGAUGGAACAAAAUUGGCCUUUUAGUAAAUAUCAGAUGGUCGCCAUGGUGUCUCCCUGACACCGCAUUGAAUCAGAUAUAAUUGUACUGUCUUUGCACAUUAAAAUCACUGUAAGUGU
This is a messenger RNA of Sebastes umbrosus (honeycomb rockfish), 2307 nucleotides long. RefSeq names its product RNA polymerase I subunit G (gene polr1g). The record is from RefSeq and is a predicted model, not a curated record. NCBI's taxonomy places the organism in Eukaryota, Metazoa, Chordata, Actinopteri, Perciformes, Sebastidae. Gene Ontology annotation, biological process: transcription by RNA polymerase I. The transcript is spliced from 3 exons. The coding region runs from base 249 to 1286 and encodes 345 amino acids.